UCACCCAAUAAGGCAUAAGCACAGCACGACGUAAAUAGUGUUAUCUACGACUUGGAUUUCAGAUUGGAUUUAUGACUGAUAUCUGAUAUUAUCCGAUGCCACUUGAAAAAGGAUUUUAGUUUUUACACAAUUAUUAUUGUUAAUAUUAUAAUAAUGUCAUAUUAAUAUCAACAUAAUUAUAAAAUACGAUUUUAUUAUAACUCAAUAGCAAUUAUUAUAAUACAAAAAUAAACACACUUUCGUCUUGUCCGAAUGGACAAACACAUGAUAUACGAUAUGAAUGGUUUUAUAGGGGACACAGACCAUAACGAACAAUAGCAGUAUCGCACGUUUUUGUUUUCUCUCUAUUAGUAUAGUCUAGCCAUCAGCUCUUGAUACUAUAAUAACAGUUUGAUAUAGUAAUUAGAUUAUUCGGUUAAACCGUUGUUAUUCGAGGACGUAUUUUUGGUGGUAGUCGACUUCUGAAACAUAAUAUUCAUUGACGUUUCCUCGUCACGGUCACACUUGUCCGUCGUAUGAAAAUGUAAGACGGGCUGUAUGCAAUGUCGCCGUUCAUCGUUGUUACGUUAAGACCGUAACUGUAAAUAUUACAGACAUAAUAUUAUAGUGUAGCUGCUGCGUUCAAAACAAAACCAUGAGUUCCCUAUACUCGACGCCCAUCGGUUUGAUCUUUGUUUUUAACCUGAUUAUUGGGCCGGGUUCACUGACGUUGCCAGCUGUUGUUCAAGAAACUGGAUGGCUUUUGAGUGGUAUAUUUAUUGCUACUAUGGCUUUUUUAAGUUACAUUACAUUCACAUUCGUUAUAGAAGCAAUCACGAUUACAAAUUCUAUAACACAACUUCGCAAAUUACAAAUGAUGAAAAGUGUUACCAGGGUAUUGAAAUCGUGUAAGGACAUGAUGCCACAAGUUUCAUCAGUUAACUAUGACAGACUUUCGAAUGCUAGUACGGAUAGUUAUAACAGUGACAAUGAAGCGCCUAUUUUUGACAAUCCAGUGUUACCUACAUCUAGUUCUUUAUUGGACUUUCCUCCUGAAUCUGUUGAAUUGCUUUCACUUGAUAAUAGAAUAGAAAUGGGUGAAAUGGUAGCAGUACUACUGCCUCCGUUUGCUAAAGUGAUGUUUUUUUUUUCCAUCAGUGGCUAUUUAUUUGGUGAUUUAUCUAUUUACUAUAAAGCAAUUGGACAAUCACUUGUAGACUUCACAUGUGAUCACAAAUCAAAUAAUAAUUCUGCUAAUAAGUCAGAUUUGUGUUGGGAAAAUUCAUCUUAUACUAAACAUGAAAUUUAUUUAAGCUAUUUGAUGCUGUAUAUCUUAAUAAUAGGACCAUUCACAUUUUUUAGUGCCCAAAAGACUAAAUACUUACAAGUUGUAGGUUUUUUCAUGCGCAUCAUUGCUAUUAUUGCAAUGGUUGUUCUAGCAACAAUACGACUGAUUUCUCCAACCCAAAAGCAUGGAUAUACACCAGCAUCAAACUUUAUGGCUAUGCCACAAUUAAUAGGCGCUUCGAUUUAUGCGUUUAUGUGUCAUCAUUCUAUUCCGUCUGUGAUUUCACCAAUCAAAAACAAAAACAAAAUACUGCUAAAAGUGGCAGCUAACUUCUUGUUAGUAUACACGUUGUACAUGUGCUUGUGUAUGACAGGUGUUUUUGCAUUCCCAAAAGUUAAUGAAUUAUAUACCAUCAAUUUCACACCAUCACAAGAUACUGGAUUAUUUUAUAAACUGAUCGAUUCAAUAUUGGUUCUUUUUCCUGUACUUACAAUCAGUAUUAGUUUUCCAGUUAUUGCAAUUACAUUAAGAAAUAAUAUCCAAGUGAUGUUUCUUCCAAGCGAUGCUCAUUGGAUCUGGAAGCGAAUAGUUAUACCACUAUUCUCCUUAAUUACACCUGUGCUACUAGCGGCUUUUGUGUCACGUCUUGAAGUUUUAGUUUCGAUUGUCGCUGUCUAUGCUGGUACUGGUAUUCAAUAUGCAACCCCUGCAUUAUUAGUCAUGGCUGCACGUGCUGAAAUUCCACAACAGGUGGCUGCAAUUAAAAAUGAUUAUUGCUCACCUUUCAAGUCUAAAUAUUGGCCACUGUGCAUUUUGAUAUGGACGGUGAUAUGUGUGAUAGUAUUGACAAUUUCCUUGAUAAGUAAAGAAUUCCAAUGAAAGGUGGACUCAUACUUAUUUUAACUUGUCGCUCCAUAUUUUGUUUGUCUACCAAUCUUAACUUUUAUUAAUUACGUGUUACGUGAAUACUUUUACUAAAAAGUUUUAUUUUAAGAGAUAUUAAGACUAUGAUUAUUUACGUCACGUUAAGUGUACACAUAAUAUUUAACAUAGUAUAUUAUGUGUUGUUAUUAAAAAUAUAUAUUUUUUUUUCAAUUAAAUUUUAUAAAAAAAAGAUGAUUAAGUAAAAAAAAAAAAAGAAUUGAUUAAUAUAACUCAUAAUUGAUAUAUAAAAUAAUAUGUUUUGCAAGGUUUAAUAUUUAUUAAAUAAAUUCUUGUUAUUUUUUAUUCAUAAUGAUUACAUAGUUUGUUUUGUCUCCAAGAAUAAUAUUCUGAUGAUUUAUUUUCAUCAAACAUAUAUAUACAACUAUUGUACAAACAAAAAUAAAU
Molecule: messenger RNA, 2596 nt
Organism: Metopolophium dirhodum (rose-grain aphid)
Lineage: Eukaryota; Metazoa; Arthropoda; Insecta; Hemiptera; Aphididae
Product: transmembrane protein 104 homolog
Exons: 13
Coding region: 635-2146 (503 amino acids)
Source: RefSeq, a predicted model, not a curated record